Messenger RNA from Ceratina calcarata, 878 nucleotides. RefSeq names its product heart- and neural crest derivatives-expressed protein (gene Hand). Lineage: Eukaryota; Metazoa; Arthropoda; Insecta; Hymenoptera; Apidae. Bases 1 to 849 code for a protein of 282 amino acids. Gene Ontology annotation, biological process: developmental process; regulation of transcription by RNA polymerase II. The transcript is spliced from 3 exons. Gene Ontology annotation, molecular function: RNA polymerase II transcription regulatory region sequence-specific DNA binding; protein dimerization activity; DNA-binding transcription factor activity, RNA polymerase II-specific. The record is from RefSeq and is a predicted model, not a curated record.
AUGAUGCUCGGCGGUUAUGAGGCUCAACCGGAUUACUAUCCACAGUGGCAUCAACCAUAUAAUUACAUUACGCAGUUACCUUAUGGUCCAGGAAAUGUUCCUGACGCGGACAGCCAAUCGACGUAUUGGGGUGCGGAUUCCGGUAUCUCCGGGGGUAGUUCCGGCGCCGGCAGUCCAACCGCCUCAACGCCACCCUUAAUCGAAGAGAUUGGCGUCCAGGAGCACGGCUACUCCCCCUUGCAACAGUACUCUCAUCCCUCGAUAAACCAACACUAUAACCAUUUGGUUUACCCGCAACAAGAUCUCUCCCUAAAUCCGAACCAUCAUCACCAUCAACAGCAGCAGCAGGACCACAGAAGGGAUGAUUACGCUGCUGUCUCGUCGAUGAGUCAACCCGACGGACACCUACCGCUACACCUGAGACAAGGAGCUAGGGACGGCGGUGUGGUUAUCAGACCCAAGAGGAGAAACACGGCGAAUAAGAAGGAGAGAAGACGGACGCAGAGCAUCAACAACGCGUUCGCUGAUCUCAGGGAUUGCAUACCGAACGUCCCGGCGGAUACCAAGUUGUCGAAGAUUAAGACGCUCAGGCUGGCGGCUUCUUAUAUUGGGUAUUUGAUGGCAGUGCUAGAGAGCGAUGAGGGCGAAGAACCGCAGACUUUCCGUGCCGAAAUCCUGUCGACCGGGAGAAGGAACAAGACGGCUCAGGCAAAUCAAAACGAAUCGUGUUUGCACCAGUCGUCAGGUAUCUCGGAAGAAUCGCCGAAGAGCAAGGGACGAACCGGAUGGCCGCAACACAUGUGGGCCCUUGAAUUGAAGCAAGAGUCACCUACGAACCAGAUGCAAUGAAUCCCUAGCUAGAUCUAUUUCCGACUAAC